Vanrija pseudolonga is the source of this 1433-nucleotide messenger RNA. RefSeq lists its product as uncharacterized. Bases 370 to 1215 code for a protein of 281 amino acids. The record is from RefSeq and is a predicted model, not a curated record. The transcript is spliced from 3 exons. Lineage: Eukaryota; Fungi; Basidiomycota; Tremellomycetes; Trichosporonales; Trichosporonaceae.
GCAUCGCACAUCGCAUCAACACACACACAUACACACACAGCUCGCGCGCACACGCCACGAGCAGUACAUUGCAGACACCGGACGAACACCACGACAGCCGAGGACAACGAGUCACCCGACCAGACACGACUGACCGAUUUGCCGGGUUACCUCACAUCGCCACAGCCCACCUACACACCCCAUCUCACACGACCUCCCGCACACGCCCUUGCUCCACGGGGCACCUGUUCGAGUCCCGACCGCCCGCACUGGCCACCACCCACCCACCCAGACCCACCAACCAUCGUCACGCACUAUCUCACCUACCUCACUAGCUUCACUUCGCUCGCCAUAUAACCACUUCCACUCCCCCACACACCACCGCCCACUAUGCCCGCCUCUGCAGUCAUUGUCCAGCACGCCGCCCACACGCCAUUGUCGGGCUCGCCGCUCGGCUCGCCGUCCCUCCGCCCCGUCGCUUCCACCCUCUCGCCCGACGAGCCGCGCGGCGGCCGCUCAGCCACGCAGACACAGCGCCCCUACUUCUCGCCGCGGCUGCAGCGGAGCCGCUCGCGCCCCCGCGGCGAGAUUGGCAUGCAGAGCCUCCUCUUCGCCGAGAGCGUCAUGAAGGUCGUCAACUCGCGCCGUGCGCGCGCAGUCGUCCUCGGCAUCUCGCCCGCGUCCCCCGGCGGCACGCAGCGCGAGACGGUCGAGUUUGUCGUCGACGUCCCCGUCUGGUCGGCCGGCUGCUUCUCUGACCUCUCCACUCUCCACGCCCUCCGUGACAAGACAUUGGCCAACGUCCACGGUCUUAUCAACCACCUCGCCGAGCAGCACUCGGUCCACGCCACCUACAAGCUGCUUGCCCGCCGCCCAUUGUCGGUCGGCUGGGGCUGUAUCCGUCUUGUGCCGUCGUCGCUCGACGAUGUGGCUGGCACGCCGUGCAAGCACAACCGCCGCACGUCGUUUGUCAAGCCCGAGGGCUCGCCGCACGCGCCGGCCGUCUCGUCGCCCCGCCGCCCCUUGUCCAUGUCCUUUGAGCACGCCAUUGUCGACGAGCCCGAGGAGGAGGUCGAGGUCGACGUCAAGAAGGGCUACUCGAAGGAGAGCAGCGACGACGAGGACGAGGAGGAGGCCGACUCGCUCGUCAAGGCCGAGGUCGACAAGCGCGGCGCCAAGGAGGGCCAGUCGUUUGUCAUGGUCAUCCACGGCAUGGAGAGCUUGAUCUUGGUGUGAGCAGCGGCGGCGGCGUUGCAGCCAGCCACGCAAAGCUCAAAUCGCGCCCUCUCGACGAACCCGCGCCGCGCCGCGCCGCCGCCACCCCCGCGGCCCGGCCGCCGCCACCCCCACAGCCCAUCUCAACUACCCCAUCCCUAGAACCUGUAAACAGGAUGUUGUACUCGGCCAUCUCGAGUUUGUACUGCACGUGUGUAUAUGCAUGAUUGAAGAAGGCA